GGGGAGAGAGAGGGGAGAGAGGAGAGAGACAGAGAGAGAGAGAGGAGAGACAGAGAGGAGAGUGAGAAGGAGAGUUUGUGGGCUACUAGAAAACAGAGUGCGAGGAGCGGAGAGAAAGGAGAAUUUCGGGAGCGACAAAAGAGACCCUCGCUGCUGGGGAGGUGUCGCCCCUCGCGGACUCUUGGACUCAUGGAGCCCGGGACUCAUGGACCAGAAUCUGGGUCUCUUGGACUAGAAUCUGGAUCUCAGAGACCAGAAUCUGGGUCUCUGAGACCAGAAUCUGGGACCAGUGGACCAGAAUCUGGGACCAGUGGACCAGAAUCUGUGACCCGUGGACCAGGAUCUGGGUCUCUGAGACCAGAAUCUGGGACCAGUGGACCAGAAUCUGCAACUCGUGGACCAGAACCUGGAACUCGUGGACCAGAAUCUGGGACCCGUGGACCAGAAUCUGUGACCCGUGGACCAGGAUCUGUGACCCGUGGACCAGAUUCUGGGACCCGUGGACCAGGAUCUGGAACUCGUGGCCCAGAAUCUGGGACCCGUGGACCAGAAUCUGGAACCCCUGGACCAGAAUCUGGAACUCGUGGCCCAGAAUCUGGGACCCGUGGGCCAGAAUCUGGGACCCGUGGACCAGAAUCUGGGUCUCUGAGACCAGAAUCUGGGACUCGUAGACCAGAAUCUGGGACUGAUGGACCAGGAUCUGUGACUGAUGGACCAGCCCGGGGCAGGAGGAUGAGCGUGGGGUCCCUGCUGGGUCCGCUGCUCGCUCCCAGAGACCCACGGGGAGCCACAGGGGGGGCCCGGGCACAAGGGCCACUCUGCAGGCGCGCCUCCCUGCACGCCGCCUCCGCGCGCCGCGUCUCGUGCCCAGCGGCUGAGCGAGACCGACUCGCCGCUCUCAGUGACGACAACGAUGACGACGACGAUGACGACGAUGACGACGACAACGAUGACGACAACGAUGACGACAACGAUGACGUGGGUAGCCCGGGGGGCCGGCCCAGCUGCAGGCUGCUCGUGCUGGGGGCACGCGGAGUGGGCAAGUCGAGCCUCGCGGCGGCGUUCACGGGAGGGGCCAGGCAACGGGAGGAAGCGGGCGCGUGCACAAGGUGGCGCACGCUGAAAGUCGAUGGCGUGGAGGUGAUGGUGGUGGUUGAAGACACCUGGGCAGAGGGCGACUGCGUGAAGCGGGCGAGUCGGGGCAUGGACGCCUUCCUCCUCGUCUACUCCGUCACGGAGCGCGCCUCCUUCGAGAGGGCCUCCCAGCUGCGCCUCGCGCUCCGGCGAGGCGGAGGAGGAGGAGGAGGCCCGAGCCUGGGGCCCGGCGGGGCGGCGGGGCCCAAGGGGGCGGCGGGGCCCCGCGAGCCGCCCGUCAUCCUGGUGGGGAACAAGAGCGACUUGGUGCGCUCACGGGACGUGUCCGAGGAAGAGGGGCGCGCGUGCGCUGCGGUGUUUGACUGCAAGUUCAUUGAGACAUCGGCCGCUCUGUCCGUCAAUGUCUCGGAGUUAUUCCAGGGAGCUGUGCGCCAGGUUCGCUUGAGGAGCGGACACUCCUCCUCCGCCUCCGCCGCGGCUCCUCGCCUGUCGGGUGUCGCUCGCCACCGCUCGCGAUCGGCCUCCACCGUCGUCACCGCCAGCUCCUCCUCGUCGUCGUCGUCCUCGUCGCGAUGCCGUCGAGAGUCGAUGUCGGAGCGAGCGCGUCGCGUGCUGGGACGCCUCGUCACAGCCACGGCGGCGGCGGCGGCGAGGCCCAGCGGGGCCUUCAAGGCCAAGUCCCGGUCCUGCCACGACCUGUCCGUGUUGUAGCGGGCGGCCCCGCGGAGACAGAGAGGGAGAGAGAGACGUCACCCUCACCGUCACCACGUGACAAAACAUGGCGGCCCUCGACGUCGCUCUGUCCCCAGAGACGCCAUUGAGAUCCCCCAACCACAGAGACCCACAAACACAGAGACCCACAAACACACAGAGACCCACAAACACAGAGACCCCCACUCACA
Molecule: messenger RNA, 1997 nt
Organism: Petromyzon marinus (sea lamprey)
Lineage: Eukaryota; Metazoa; Chordata; Hyperoartia; Petromyzontiformes; Petromyzontidae
Cellular component (GO): plasma membrane
Molecular function (GO): calcium channel regulator activity; GTPase activity; GTP binding
Source: RefSeq, a predicted model, not a curated record